Bradysia coprophila is the source of this 1488-nucleotide messenger RNA. RefSeq lists its product as uncharacterized. Gene Ontology annotation, molecular function: fatty-acyl-CoA binding. Gene Ontology annotation, cellular component: cytoplasm. The record is from RefSeq and is a predicted model, not a curated record. NCBI's taxonomy places the organism in Eukaryota, Metazoa, Arthropoda, Insecta, Diptera, Sciaridae. Gene Ontology annotation, biological process: fatty acid metabolic process.
UCAAAAAUGUCAGGCGCUCACAUUUUCUGUUUACCUUGUCUUCGCAUUGAAUCAAAAUCAUUUUCAUCCAAUUGUGUCCCAAUAAUAAAUGUUUUGUACCUGAAGCAUGGUUUAGAAGCAGCCUUUCUCUUCUGUGCAAUUGAUUUUGUUUUAGUGUAAAUGAAAUUGAAGUGAGGUAGGAAAAUAUGGUCAUUCGUUCGAGUGUGCAAUAAAAAUUGUAAUUCAAAGUGUGAACUUACCUACUAUUGUUUACAAAUCAACGUUUGAAAAGUGUAUUGGUUUUCUCUUCUGCUGUAUGAUGGUCUCAUCGAUUUGUUUAUAAUUGCUUCGAUGUGUACAUUUUUCCAUCGAUACGUUCUUAGUGUUAAUUGAUUUACAUGUAAUAUUAGCGGUCAAAGUAAGGCGUAGACAAUUUUUUUUCGUUGUUUUAAUCCAGUGUUACUAGCGCGGGUUUUUUGUCGCUGAAAAACCAAAAUUUUUUAUUACUUUCCGAAUAUGCCUUCAUCGUCAGAAAUGGAACGGAAAUUUAACGCAGCAGUAAAUGUUAUUCGUGGACUACCUAAAAAUGGCUCAUAUCAACCCAGCAACGAUAUGAUGCUAAGAUUCUAUUCGUUCUACAAACAAGCAACGUUAGGAUCGUGUACGCAGCCCAAGCCAGCAUUCUGGGAUGUGGUCGGCCGAGCAAAAUACGAUGCGUACAAAGCUCUCGGCAAUAUGCCAAAAGAACGAGCAAUGGAACUGUACGUUGACGAACUGAAGAAAAUCAUUGAAACGAUGAGCUACACGGAAAAUGUUGCCGAAUUUAUGGGUAUUAUGAACGAUUUUCAAGGGAACGACGCCGAUGAUCGGGAAGCCGUUGCACCGCAAGCGAUCAGAGAUGUUGGGUCGAAUUCCACUUCAAGAUCAGUAUCCAGAGACGCUAGUCCAGUACGGGAAGCGAACGGAUUAACCAAUGGGAGGAGCAGCAGACAGGAAUAUUCUACGGUCAAUGGGAACUCUCACAUUCAGGAGAUACUACAAAAUGGGUAUUCCAGUGAUCAACAUUCCGAUGACGAAUAUAUUGACACGGUUGAGGACGACGUUUAUUUGCUUAGGGAACCAAUCAUACAGAACCGUAUACCCCGACCGACUACGAGACGUCCAUACAUUGAACCACAAAUUAGAGAGAUAACCACCACAACCACAACCGCCUCAAUAAAUUCCAAGCCAAUCGAGCCGGUAAUUCACCAAAUACUCCGUACGAUCGAAAGUAUGCGCAUCGAUCUGCAACGGAUAAACAGUCGCAUUGACAACGUUGAACGGUCAAUGACUGACGUCAAGAACCAUCAGCUGAGGAAGAAGAUCAUGACACUAAGAUAUCCGCGAUGGUGGCCAUUUGCGGAUAUAUCGCCAAAUUGGUUUUUUGUAUUAAUACUGUGGCCAUUUGUGGCCCGUCAACUGGCUCGUAUGUUACAGAGAAAGUCAAAGUAAAGUUGAAAGUGUGAUCGG